UUGAAGAAACAAAGUUCCAUGUUUAAUAUUAGUUGUUCUGUGUCGGGGCGUUUUGUGUUUUAUUUUUCUAUAUAAGCAAUUAAAAAAUGAUAAUGAGACGAGGAGUAAUGGAAAUGCAAAGCCCAAGCAAAUGGAAUCAGCGAGUUGUGAAAAGAAGUGUAUGGCACGCAAGCGCUCAUUGCGCUCAUAUUAGUUGCGUUUCGCUUGCGUAGUAGAGAGCACAGAGUAGGCGGAGCAGCAUGUUGGCAGUUGCUAUGACUACGAUGAUGACGGAAUGAUUGACCGGAGAACAUGGUUUGAAUGACGUGCAGGCAUACGCAAUACAAAGUACCGAUGUUUCAAUUUGGUGGAAGGAAAUGCAUUUCCAACGGAAACAUCAGACUUAUCUGAUAUGGGAUACAACAAAAUAUAAAUUAUAAUUCAUUGGCAUGGCAUACCCUGACAGAAUCACGCGAUCAAAAAAGCAAACCACUCGCGUUGAUGGCCCCCUAUCGUACCCCUUUCUCGAAAAAGUGCCAGCCUCCGUUCCCUUCAUUGCACUCGAAGCGAGAGCCACUAAUUUGUUGUACACGAGGUGUGAAGAAGUCUGCCCUGAUGAUGCACCGGUUCGUUUAUGCUCAAGCCGCCUCAUCAUCAUCAUCGCCAUCAUCAUCAACACCAUCCAGUUCAUCUUCGACCACUCCGUCCGCACAGCAUCAAAAGCAUGGCCGAAGUGCAUCCAGGAGGAAAAAGCCUUUAAUCAGCGAAUCACCAUCGGGAAGUGUUGCACACACGUUUGCUCGCUGCGCUGCACGGCUCGAGGUUGCCGCUUUUGUCUUUGGGCCCCGGCUGGCGACGUUCCGAUGGACCAGACAGGCAGGCAACGCACCACCCAGAAGCAGCACCCCGUUCCGCCGGCCAUUCCGGGGCUGGGGAUCCAUCCCUUCGACAGUGUGCUUUCAGCCGACCUUCAACACUUCUCCAUCAGAGCAACGAAGCGCGCGGUGCGAAGUGAGAAUGCAGAAGCUUUCGGCUGCUACCUGCAGUGGAAGAUUGGGUCGAAUCGGAUGCUGCAGUGUUCCGUGACAGAGCGUGCUGGCGGAGCAACGAGGGCAAAAAUCGAUAAUUUUCAAGAGUUCAAGUAGAUUCACCGGGAAGAUGCAACUGAGUGUCUGGUUGUUCCUGAGAAAGGAUAUCACUUAAGAACUAUUAUUGUAUUAUUUUUAUCGUUGGAUCCGGAAGGAUACAUAAAUUUAUUUAUUUUUAUCAAAGAAAACCAUGGAAUAAAUAAAUUAAAUAAAUAAUUUAUUGGAAAAUGCACGAUUAAAUAAUGAAUUUGCGUCGGAAAUGAACUGGAAUGGGUUCUCUACAAGCGAACUAUCUCAACAAAUCAAUCAUCAGAAAUUAUGUCUGUUGAUCGGUUUGCGAAGGCCGCGCAACCCAGUCUGUUGCGUUUCCCAGUACAAAUUUUCAGUUCACCUCAGGUGCCGACCAUUUCUUUGAUCUUGCCGCCCUUACCCUUUGGUAGAGCGACCCAAUCGAUUCCGCGAAAAUCGGUGGACAAUUUUCCUCCCUUGGCAACGAAGCUUCAGUAGUUCCAGCACUUGCGUAUGUAAAUUUAAGCCUGAAAGCCACUCCUCGUCGCAACUCACUUUGCCGACCAUAAGCGUAAGCUCGAUACUCGAAGCCGUGGUCGUGAAGUGACGAAGGAACCUUUUUUGUCUUUUCACCGACACUUACACUUAAUUAUCAUAUUAUCAUCCAAUUUAGCAUUCACACUGGGCACUGGAAAUCACAUAGUUCUGUGUGCUGUUUCUCCCGCGUUUGUCGGCCGGUUCCAGCUCCGUGUUUUGCGUUCGCUUAAUGUCCGACCGCUCUAAUAGCCGCUGAAAGGUCUCCCUCGAUCCGCACCCAAUGUCCCCAUGAUCUUUUCUUUUGCACUUCGGUUCGGUAGAUUACCUCUGAAGAAAAACAAAAAAGAGCGUCGAGAUAGAGCGAGGUGUGCGAGAUGAUGAUAUGGUUAGGUGUGAAGUCCGAAAGCCGUGGCAAAAAAUCACGCAACAUUUACAGUGAGAUCCCGAUUUUGGUACCAUGAAAGGGUUUGUGUGUGGAGAAACAGAGGUGAUGUGAUUUUCUUAUAGGGAUGUUGUGCCGCUUCUUCACAUCACAUAGCUUGUACAUUCUAUCAAUCAACAUAGAAAUAUGCUUUUUUCGCUUUUUGACUGUGUGAUCGUGACAUAGAAAAUGCAACAUUUUUUCAUGUACUGUAAAAUUUGCUUAUAUUCAAAAUUUAAGACAAACUUUGCCAAAAAUGGGAAAACCCUGUAAGUAUUUUGAUUUUUUCUGCUGAAUCUCGUUCCCUCAAGACGUGGCUGUCCCUUCAUCGCUCAGUCGGUCGUUCGAUGAGACGUGAUAAGUAUCCCCGGAGGGUAGCACAGCGCUCAUCGUCAUCACCAUUGCCGUUCCCGGAAUGAAGUCUUCGAUCUUCCGAGUUGGGCCGUUCUCUCGAAUUUGCUCAACUUGGGUUCACGUUGCAGUUCACCUUGCAAGGAUAAACCCCGUUCUCUCCUGUUCGCGCUAAUUGCACCUUCUAUUAAUGCUGCUUAAUAUCUUUUUAAUAGAUGGAUUCUCGCCAUUCCGUGUCGGUUCUGUCCGAAGGGGAUGAUCCCGGGGGCGAUUUCAUUCAUGUUUUUUCUCUUUAUCCCUGUAUGAUUCCCUCCAUAGUCCUCGAACCAGCAACUCAUCGUUUCAGAACUGUUUUCAAUUUCACACGAUCAUAAAUAAAUUAAGAGGAACCUGUGCGCUCGAAAAGGCCUCUCCCCUCCCGGAUACUCCGGUCUUGCCACCAAACCCAGCGAGAUCCGAGAAGAUUCAUGUCCAGAAAGUUGACCAUGCAACAUAUCAUCAUCUUCGUCAUCAUCGUCAUCACCGUCGUCGUCCUGCGGAACUGUUUCGCCCUUGCAUGGAGCACCAGUACGCGAUCCGGAGUCUGCAGCCAGCAGCCAACAGCAAGACCGAAACCCAUCGGAGUAGAACGGACAAGAAAGAGAGCAGCCAGCAUCAUCAUUUGGAGAGCAGCAUUCGGCGAGGUGUUGUUGAAGCGCGUUUUCAUCAAAAGCCAGUCCGCCGCCCUGUAAUUUGCGCCGGUGCCGCGCGUGAUGAUAUUAGCCAAAGGGUCCAGCCUCUCUUUUUCAUCGGCCACGCACACACGGGGUAACAACACGAAACGGAACGGACUCGGCCGGACCGGCACAAUCGCCGGUAUAAGAGCGUCGUCGUCGUCGUCAUCGUUGGGAGCGCGAUAUGGUGAGGAAUUCCGCUUUUGCUCUGUGAAUGAAAACUUGCAUGUUUGCAACCAGCAGCAGCUCAUGGUAAGAUCUGGUUCGUAUUUGAGUGUGGGGAGGUAUUUUGGAUGAAUUAUUCAGUUUUGAAUAUGUUGGCACUGUAGUUUUCUACCCAUUCCAAGAGACCUCGACUGUCCUCACAUAGAGCGGUGGAACGGUGCAGUGGGAGCAAUUCUAGACCAACAUUUGAAAAGGGCGUAACAGUAUUCGAUUCCUUAUCUACAUACAUAGCCAUGCAGACAUUGACGAAGAACUGUAAAGAUUAAAUUUUGGCUGUUACGCCCCUUUUUAAUGUUGGUAUAGAGUAUAGGGUUCUAGGCUAAUGUUUCUACUGCCGUUCUACGCAUAAUUGUCCCAUGUUACCUUUGAUGAAAAAAUCCAAACUCGAGUCAAUUUGUCCCACUAAUUUCAAAAUCGAUUGGAUCUGAAAAUUUUACCAAUGUUUUUUAAAUGUUUUCAGCGUAGGCUACACUUUUCCAGAAGAUAAAACAGAUCACUAUUUAUGUAAACGGUUUUUAGGCUCCAUUAUCAUCAAAUGACUAUUUCAUUUUUUCAGUGGGACAAAUCGACACGAGUUUGGAUUUUUUCAUCAAAGGUAACAUGGGACAAUUAUGCGUAGAAGGGCAGUCUAGGUCUGACCAGCUUUUUUUACAUAAAACAGGACACUCAGAGAAAUAUCUUAUUUUUCCUUCCGUGCAUUGGAAAGAUAACCAAGAAAUGAAUAUAAUUAUACUGACAAAGCAAAUAUUCAUAUCAUUUGAUCCAAAUGCAACUAUGUCAAAUGUUGAUUUUGGUUUUAAAAGUUGUUUCUGCACGUUAACUGUUUUAGAAAUAGGGGUACGAAUGAUAUUUCCGACAGGGUUGAAUUCCCGGCAUAGGUUCGAAACCCAUACCAGCCGAUACCCUAUUUUGCUACCAAAGUUUAAAAAAAGUAUGAAAAACAUAAGACAAAGCAACAAUCCAACAUUUUUUCAGUUGAAUUUUUGAUGUUUUGAAUUUUACUUUCGUUUUACUUUAUACUAUAUUGCUCUCGAACUUCGUCUUGCCCAAAA
Molecule: messenger RNA, 4375 nt
Organism: Armigeres subalbatus
Lineage: Eukaryota; Metazoa; Arthropoda; Insecta; Diptera; Culicidae
Exons: 2
Coding region: 429-1124 (231 amino acids)
Source: RefSeq, a predicted model, not a curated record